UAGGGAUGCAGCGCGCGCUCAGCGCAGCCUGAAAAUGGCAAACCUUUGGAUUUAUCCGUCCCUUCUUUUCUUUCUCUUUCCCUCCCUAACACCGAGUCAAGCCUUACGGAAUUACCCAGAGAAUGAAGUUACAUUGCUGGACACAAUGUCUGCUCUGGGAGACCUUGGCUGGGAGGCCUACCCAGCAGAAGGGUGGGAGGAAAUCAGUGUGAUGGAUGAAAGGAACACCCCCAUGCGCUCCUACCAGGUGUGUAACGUGAUGGAGGCUAAUCAGAACAACUGGCUUCGCACACGCCACAUCCCACGAGAUGGAGCGCAACGCGUCUACAUCGAAAUUAAAUUCACCCUCCGUGACUGCAACAGUCUGCCUGGAGUCCCUGGCACCUGCAAAGAAACUUUCAACAUGUACUACUACGAGUCCAACAACCCAAACCUUUGGUUUAUCAAGGAGAGCCAGUAUGUAAAGAUCGACACCAUCGCAGCCGAUGAAAGCUUCACACAGACUGACGUUGGUGAUCGUGUUAUGAAACUGAACACAGAAGUGCGGGACAUCAGUAACUUGAGCAAGAAAGGUUUCUACCUGGCUUUCCAAGACGUUGGGGCUUGCAUUGCUUUGGUGUCAAUGCGAGUUUUUUAUAAGAAGUGUCCUCUUGCAAUUCUCAACUUGGCCCAGUUUCCCGACACAGUUACGGGUGGAGAUUCUGCUUUGGUGGAGGUGCGAGGAUCAUGCGUGAAUGACUCGGAGGAGUUUGAGGCACCAAGAAUGUACUGUAGUGGCGAUGGUGGAUGGCUGGUGCCAAUUGGACGCUGCGUUUGCAAGCCAGGCUUUGAAGAGAACAAGGACUACUGUCAACCCUGUAGGCUGGGCACCUACAAGGCCUCUUCGUUGGAUACAUACUGCACCAAGUGUCCUCCUCACAGUUAUUCCCAUCAGGAGAAGGUGUCCGAGUGCUCCUGCGAAAAGGGAUUUUACAGAGCCAUCAUGGACCCACGGUCAAUGGCGUGCACAAGGCCUCCAUCUGCACCAGAAAACCCAAUAUCCACCCUGAACGACACCUCUGUGACUUUAGAAUGGAGUCCUCCAAUAGACAGCGGCGGGAGAGGGGAUGUCACCUACAGCGUCAACUGCAGGAAGUGUGCCAGCAAUGGCAAGAUGUGCAGCCCCUGCAGCAACAGCGUGCAUUUCAUUCCCAGGCAGUUUGGACUCUCGAUUCCUAAAGUGCUGAUCACAGACCUGCUGUCCAACACUAACUACACCUUCAGCAUAGAGGCUGUAAAUGGGGUGUCUGAUCUGAGCCCGACUCCAAAACAGGAAGUCACUGUCAACAUCACCACCAGUCAGACAGUGAAUGUAAUUCUGAAGGAGAGAAAAAGCAAAGACAGUAUCACACUGGCAUGGCAGGGACCCAACAGACCCAAUGGAGUGAUUGUGGAAUAUGAGGUCAUCUACUAUGAGAAGAACCAGAGAGAUCAGAACUACACGGUUCUGAAGACCAAAGGCCACAUGAUGACAGUGGAGGGACUAAAGCCGGGCACCAUCUAUGUGUUCAGAGUGAGGGCACGCACCGACGGAGGCUACGGCAACUACGGUGGAGAGAUAGAGCUGGAGACCAGUCAUGAAGAUAUGCUGGCCAUUGGUGAUCCAAACCAAUCCACUAUCCUGGCGGUGUCCAUUGCUGGUGGCAUUGUGCUGCUUAUCUUCCUGGUGGCCUGUUUUGUAGUGAGUGGAAGACAUUGUGGAUACAUCAAAGCCAAGCAAGAUCCAGAUGAGGAAAAAAUGCAGUUUCACAACGGGAGAGUAAAACUGCCAGGAAGCAGGACGUACAUUCACCCCCACACUUACGAGGACCCAACACAAGCCGUCCGAGAUUUUGCCAAGGAAAUCGAUGCCUCCAAUAUAUGCAUAGAGAGAGUUAUAGGGGCCGGUGAGUUCGGGGAGGUUUGCAGUGGACGUCUGAAGCUCCCAAGCAAGAGAGAGAUCUACGUGGCCAUCAAAAGUCUAAAGGCAGGAUACUCAGAGAAGCAGAGGCGGGACUUCCUGAGCGAGGCCAGCAUCAUGGGCCAGUUCGACCACCCAAACAUUAUUAGACUCGAGGGAGUCGUUACCAGAUGCAAGCCUGUGAUGAUUAUUACAGAGUACAUGGAGAAUGGAUCUUUGGAUUCUUUUCUAAAGAAUCAUGAUGGGCAGUUCACAAUCAUUCAGUUGGUGGGCAUGAUGCGUGGUAUCGCUUCAGGAAUGCAGCAUCUGUCUGACAUGAGCUACGUCCACCGUGACCUGGCAGCACGCAACAUCCUGGUCAACAGUAACCUGGUGUGUAAAGUGUCUGACUUUGGCCUGUCCAGAGUGUUAGAGGAUGAUCCUGAAGCUGCAUACACCACACGGGGUGGAAAAAUUCCUAUUCGAUGGACAGCCCCAGAGGCUAUAGCGUACAGGAAGUUCACCUCAGCGAGCGACAUUUGGAGUUAUGGCAUCGUCAUGUGGGAGGUUAUCUCAUAUGGAGAGAGGCCUUACUGGGAGAUGUCUAAUCAAGACGUCAUAAAAGCUAUAGAUGAGGGUUACAGGCUUCCAGCUCCAAUGGACUGCCCGGUGGUUCUCCAUCAACUGAUGCUGGACUGCUGGGAGAAGAGUAGAAGUGAACGACCCAAAUUUGGGCAGAUUGUCAACACCCUUGACAACCUGAUUCGCAACCCCAACAGCCUGAAAGAGCUGGCCAACAGCUCAGUGUGGGAAGAUCCCACCACCCCUGAAAUCAGUGUGAGUACGGUGGAUGAAUGGCUAGAUGCCGUCAGUAUGGGCCAGUACAAAGAGAACUUUGCCACUGCGGGCUAUGUUUCUCUAGACUCUAUACUAUACAUCAGCUUGAGUGAGUUAAGCAAGAUGGGCGUCACUCUGGUCGGUCACCAGAAGAAGAUUCUCUCCAGCAUCCAGAGUUUGCACGCACAAGGGACACAUGUGCAGGUAUAACAGGCCUUCUCCAGCACCUUCCACAGCCUGAGGGAAUUCAGACUGAGAUAGUUAGCCACGGCUCCCAGAACAGUUCCUAUCCGCAGCUUCACCAUGCACUUCCCACCCUGGAUCUUUCAGCAUAUGAUCCAUUGUCAGCACUCCGGCUUCCGUCCAUGCAUGUCCAAGCUUCCUCUGAGCAGAGGGACACUGAGACUGAUCUGCAAUCGCUUGACAAGGCCAAGACAUAUCAGAUCAGCAUACAGAUUUUAAAAACACGAAAUGUAAAAGUGAAACAUAAACAGGAACAAAAAUACAUUUGCGGAAAAUUCACAGCUUGUGUUUCUACAAAUGCAUUCCAUAUAUGACAUAUUUUGCAUUUCAGAGGUUGAACUGUUAUUCAGAUAAAAAGGAGGGGUGUUGUUUAUUUUUUAACGUCCAUAUGGGAGAAUGUAGUAGAAUAUCAUCUAUGAGCCACUGUCAAAUAACAGAUGUUCAUAGUAUAUUUAUUUAGUCAUAUUUGAGUCAAUGUUUGGACUGAUGGCUUCUCACCAGGAUGCAGCAUCAAAUAUUCAUCCAAAACGGGCAACAGUAGUUUGUAUUGCACCAGCUAAUGGAUGCAUUGCUUCGAUCCAUCGGAGACAGUGGGGGAAAAGUCUGAAGCUAUGCCUGCAAACAACAACACAGGCGAGCGAGGGAUUGCAAGAUAAGAGCAUCGCUUUUUAACUCUAUUAAGCUGAGAACAAGCUGCUCUUCACUCAUUGUAGUUUUCCUUGUGUUGCUUUGAAUAAUGAGUAUCAGAGCUUUUCAAACACAGGUCUAGAUACUGUAGAUCUUAGAGCAAAAUGAAAAUUGAACUUUUAUUUCUGUCGAUUUGCUUCAAAGAUUCCAGGUGAAUUCAGGACAAACCUUUUAUCGCUGCAGUCCAUGGUUUGGUUUACUGGGGCAGAAUAAAACAUUUUGUACAUCAGAUUCACUGAUUUCCACUGAAAACAACUUUGAAAGUCAUUAUGAAGUGGUAGAGAUAUUCAUGUGCUCUCCGUCUCGUGCACAUCAUGCACCAUGUUCACAUCAUCCUUACGUUUACACUUGUGUAGCUAUAGUGCGUGACAACCACAACAUAUACUAUUGUACUAUAGUGUAUAAAAUGUACAGUGUUGAUAAAAAAAACAAAGUAAAAAAAAAAAUAGAAUAUUUGUAAUGACAUACUUUUAUCUAGUAUGAAGAGGUAAAAGUUGUCAUGUUGUGUUAUCACCACCAUUUGCCGAUGUGCGAUAAUAACUGAUCUCUGGAAUGUAGCAUGGAUUCUAAGCUUCAUCUUUUGAUUGACAGGUGACAGUGACUGCAAUUUUUUUUCACUCAAGUGGUGCCGUUAGCUGCUUGACUUUAGAUGCCUUAUUAACUGUGCGGUUCUCUCUCUUUUCUCGUCCUCCCCACUAGAGACAUUAUCAUGAAGUAUAAUGUGUAUAGUAUUUAUCAUUGCAUUACUGAGUAACUCAAGCUCGAUAUUAAAGCCCAGCUCAACAGUUUGGUUUUGCUGUUUUCGGAAGUAUAGAAAUGUGUUGGAUCCUCUGCUUUCUUACAGGAAGUGUACAUGUGGUAUAGGGACUGAGAGAGACGUUUGUGAAUCUAUUUGACUGAACUUAAUUCCUUAUGCUAACUUUAUUGAAACUGAUUUUCUGCACUAUAAAUUUUUGUACUAGUGAGGUUGUUCUGUAAAGUAGAAGUCUACCAGUUUUAUUUAAAUAUAUACAUAAAUAAGACUGAAAGUUAUGGUACAGAGAGAUAUUCAUACAAUCUGUUGUCUUUUAAAUCAAGAUGCCCCAAUGUAAUUUCAAAUUGUAAUUUCUUUUAUAUCACAAUUGGGUUUCAAUAGUUUAGUACAUCACUCUAACUAAUUUUUUCAUGUUACUUGUGGGAAAUCUGUGGAAUUAAGCCAACUGGAUGUAUAUAUGGUAAAUCAGAGCUGAAUUUUCUGCACUUGAAAGUAAUUUAUUCAAAACCUUUAUUAUGAGUUUAAAUGAUAAAAAUAUGUUUGUAUUCAUGGAAAUCUGUGGAAUUCUGUGGCAACACAUUCAAUAUGGGCUUAUUAAGCGCACAGGACCACAGUUCCUUCCUUCAAAGUGCAUUUUUCUAUGUUAUUUUUUCAUGAUCUAAAGGAAAAUUCUUCAUCAUCUGUCAUUAGAGGAUGCAUAACAGGAUCAUUUAAUUAAAAUGGUAAAAUUCCUGAAACAGCAUAUUCAUAAAGACUAUGAUAUAAGGCCCCUUUAGUUUCCCUAAUUAAAGCAGUAAUGACAAUUUUAAAUGUGUUGUUUUCACUAUUACAGCAGUUUUUGUAUUGCACCAGCUAAUGGAUGCAUUGCUUCGAUCCAUCGGAGACAGUGGGGGAAAAGUCUGAAGCUAUGCCUGCAAACAACAACACAGGCGAGCGAGGGAUUGCAAGAUAAGAGCAUCGCUUUUUAACUCUAUUAAGCUGAGAACAAGCUGCUCUUCACUCAUUGUAGUUUUCCUUGUGUUGCUUUGAAUAAUGAGUAUCAGAGCUUUUCAAACACAGGUCUAGAUACUGUAGAUCUUAGAGCAACACAUUCAAUAUGGGCUUAUUAAGCGCACAGGACCACAGUUCCUUCCUUCAAAGUGCAUUUUUCUAUGUUAUUUUUUCAUGAUCUAAAGGAAAAUUCUUCAUCAUCUGUCAUUAGAGGAUGCAUAACAGGAUCAUUUAAUUAAAAUGGUAAAAUUCCUGAAACAGCAUAUUCAUAAAGACUAUGAUAUAAGGCCCCUUUAGUUUCCCUAAUUAAAGCAGCAAUGACAAUUUAGAGUGACGUACUAAACCAUUGAAACCCAAUUGUUUUUGUUUUAAUUUUUUAUUCAUGCAUAUCUUAAGAGAUAAAAAAAAGCUUCCUUAAACAAUCGAGUUUAUAUUUCAUUUUAAAGAAAUUAAUCUAAUAAACUGAAUCUAUGUGUGAUACAAAAGGAUAUAAUUAAUUCCUUUUUUAUGAAUCUCGUUUUAAAUUCUAUCUAGGGAGUUAACAUGCUGAUGUAGCAAAAUUGGCUGUAUGCAAGAGAUACAUGUGAAGGUACAUGUUCCCAUCGAAACUACAAUAAAAAGUAAUGAUGAUGAUGUCACUUUUAAUAAUCAUCAAUAAAACAUAAGAUCCAAUCUCUGCUACUGCAACGUUAAUAAAAACCCAUGUCAAAUUUCAAAUUUUUUAAAUAAAUAAAUAAAGAAAAUAAAUCUGCUAAUUAAAGAAAUAUCUACAGUAUAUACUCUAUGCGCUCACCAAAUUAAUCAGGCAGAUGGUUGUGUGACUAAACAGUGUUAGUGGCUGGAUGUGGAAUGUUGUUAAUAUAAUGAAACCUGCUUAUACAUUUUUUAUCAAGAUAUUGUCUUUUUUUUCUGCCCUGGCUCUGUACAUCCAUUGUGGCUCAUCCAUUGUGAGAUGACUUCUGUUCUUUUGUAAGCUACAUGCCCAUCUCUCCUCACACUGCAGGUUUCUAUGAACUCGCAAAGGUGGACGCAUUGAGAUUAUUCAUGUUGCUGUAAUAAAUGCUAAUAUUUUUAA
Molecule: messenger RNA, 6504 nt
Organism: Xyrauchen texanus (razorback sucker)
Lineage: Eukaryota; Metazoa; Chordata; Actinopteri; Cypriniformes; Catostomidae
Product: ephrin type-A receptor 3-like
Exons: 17
Coding region: 35-2965 (976 amino acids)
Biological process (GO): cell surface receptor protein tyrosine kinase signaling pathway; axon guidance; protein phosphorylation
Cellular component (GO): plasma membrane; neuron projection
Molecular function (GO): ATP binding; protein binding; transmembrane-ephrin receptor activity
Source: RefSeq, a predicted model, not a curated record